AUGCCCUACCCGAAGGUCGCAAUCGUCUUCUGCACCGGCUGCCGCUGGGGCUUGCGCGCAAGCUGGUAUGCUCAGGAGUUGCUACAGACUUUCGGCGACUCCCUAGCCGAGAUUGCCCUCGUACCGGGUCCGUCCGGUCAAUUCCAGGUCCUCUGUUACGCAAGCCAAGAACAAGAGGCCACGGACAGCGGCAACACCAUCUGGGAUCGGCGCCGCGACAAUGGUUUUCCUGAUAGUAAAUAUCUGAAGCAGGCUGUCAAAGCCACUCUUUUUGCAGACAGCGGACCCGCCCUGGGCGCCCACAUAGCAAGGGCUGCUCCGGCCGCCCUGCUCAAAGCCCCCGCCGAGCCAUUGCAGCAUUGCGAUGAUUGCGUCGGGGAUACAUAA
This is a messenger RNA of Eremothecium gossypii ATCC 10895, 387 nucleotides long. Its product is annotated as SelT/SelW/SelH family protein. Lineage: Eukaryota; Fungi; Ascomycota; Saccharomycetes; Saccharomycetales; Saccharomycetaceae. The coding region runs from base 1 to 387 and encodes 128 amino acids. The record is from RefSeq and is marked provisional. The transcript has a single exon.